CACUUCUUGACACAUAUACCACACCCAAUGCACAAGAAUUCCGAAAUGAAGGCGAUCUUAUCCGUGGGCUUGACCUCUAUACAGAGUUUGCCUGCAAAUCAUGUCAGAAAUACCAAGUCGUGUGCUUUGAAAGCGACGCACCCAUCUUGA
This is a messenger RNA of Coniophora puteana RWD-64-598 SS2, 150 nucleotides long. RefSeq lists its product as uncharacterized. The transcript has a single exon. The annotation marks the transcript as partial. NCBI's taxonomy places the organism in Eukaryota, Fungi, Basidiomycota, Agaricomycetes, Boletales, Coniophoraceae. The record is from RefSeq and is a predicted model, not a curated record.